CGCUAACAGCCCGCUAUAAAACCCUGCGGUCGCACGCAGGCGUGCCAAAUGGGCUGUCAGAUGCGAUUUGGAGUAACAGGUGGAUUUGACGUUCAGGUUUUCUCACCAUCGCGCUUGGAAAAACAAUCUUGACCACUGUGCUGGACCAGUACCAUGGACUCAGAUACGAGCCGCGUGUCAAGCAGACCGUCAUCUCCCGAAGUGGACGACAUCUUCCUGUCCGCUCUGAAGAAAUCUGUGCACGGCUUCUCCGGUGCUGUGUCCUCCACACAGAGCGACUCUCCGUCAGACAUCGCCAGCCUGCGCGGCCUCUCCGCUGCCGACGAGGAAUCCCUCCUGCGCUUGGCGUCGAAGAAAGACCGUAAACUCCUGUCAGAGGGCGAGCUGCAGACGAUCCGCCUGAAGAUCAACAGCCGCGAAAGGAAAAGGAUGCACGACCUCAACGUGGCCAUGGACGGGCUCCGGGAGGUCAUGCCCUAUGCGCACGGGCCGUCGGUGCGCAAACUCUCCAAAAUCGCCACCCUGCUGCUGGCGAGAAACUACAUCCUGAUGCUGAGCAACUCACUGGAAGAGAUGAAGCGGCUGGUCAGCGAAAUCUACGGCAGCAGUGGGCAUCACGGCGGCUUCCACCCAUCAGCUUGUGGGACUAUGACACACGCGGGGCCCCUGCCAGGACACCCGGCGGCUUCCCACGCCUCACACCCGGCGGUGCACCACCCGCUCCUCCCGCCAGCGUCCGUCUCCACCGCCUCUCUGUCCGCGCCCGGCAUCUCCGCAGUCACCUCGGUCAGACCCCAUCACGGACUCCUCAAAGCGCCCGCUGCCGGUGCAGGGCCGCUGGGAAGCAGUUUCCAGCACUGGGGCGUUGGCACCGGGAUGCCUUGUCCGUGCAGCAUGUGCCAAGUCCCACCUCCCCAUGUGUCCAGCAUGAGUACCGUCACCAUGCCCAGGCUGACCAGCGACUCCAAGUGACUCCAAGCUAAACGGAGACGAACUUAUGUGGUUGUUACAAACUCUCUCUCCCCACAUUA
Messenger RNA from Micropterus dolomieu (smallmouth bass), 1031 nucleotides. It is a transcript of the gene olig2, whose product is annotated as oligodendrocyte lineage transcription factor 2. The record is from RefSeq and is a predicted model, not a curated record. Gene Ontology annotation, molecular function: DNA-binding transcription factor activity; protein dimerization activity. The transcript is spliced from 2 exons. Gene Ontology annotation, biological process: regulation of DNA-templated transcription; oligodendrocyte cell fate specification; oligodendrocyte differentiation. NCBI's taxonomy places the organism in Eukaryota, Metazoa, Chordata, Actinopteri, Centrarchiformes, Centrarchidae. The coding region runs from base 154 to 972 and encodes 272 amino acids.